Molecule: messenger RNA, 3010 nt
Organism: Centrocercus urophasianus (Greater sage-grouse)
Lineage: Eukaryota; Metazoa; Chordata; Aves; Galliformes; Phasianidae
Gene: DISC1
Product: DISC1 scaffold protein
Biological process (GO): neuron migration; cilium assembly
Cellular component (GO): microtubule; intermediate filament cytoskeleton; centrosome
Source: RefSeq, a predicted model, not a curated record
AUGUGGCGCCCGCAGCCCCGUUCGGGCGGCACCGACAGGCGGCGCCGCGACGGUGGCAGCGGGAAGGAGGCGGCUGGCCCAGAUGGUCUGGAGCACUUGAUACCUUCUGGCUCUCUUCGUAAAAAGAAACUGGCAAAAAGACCUGGAUACAUGAGGCCAGAGGCUCAGCGACAGCUCCAAUUUCAGUCCCUGGGUGCCUGCAAGUCCUUCAGUCCAGAGGAGUUCAAGCAUGACAAGAGGCACUGUGAACAGCUGGAGGACUUCUCUCUCUGCAGAGAACAGAAAAAUAACGUUGAGUUCUUAUGCUGUAGUUCAAUUGCAAGUAGUGCUGUAGUUCUUGCUGAUGGGGUAACAGCUUUGGGCACUACUGUAAAUAUGCCAGGAAGUUGCGAAAAUUUUUCGUGUUCCAAGAAUCCAUGGUCAGAAAACAUAGCAUCAAUUUACCCUGCUGAAACAACAAGCAAAGUUGUUUCUGUAGUAAGUGAUACACGGCAGACGAACUGUGGAACUGAAGUGGGUGAGCCCCUAAAGAUACAUGUGUUGGAUCAGGCAGAAGUGAAUAAUAACUGUGAAUAUCAAAACAGGGACGUUGUUUCUUGUUCUGGUGGUCCACGUGAUAGUUUUCGUUCGAGUUUCAGCUUCAUACAGCUCUCUCUGAAUUCAGCCUCUGGAGUAAGUGAUGCUGAACUCAAGACAAGUGUUCUGCAUCCCAGCAGUGCCAGAGAUCUGCAGGAGCCAGGAGAGGCAACAAAAACUCAGGAGCACUCAGGGGCUUUAUGUUGCUUCUCUAGGCUCAGUGAGGAUUUGAAGCCUGAAAUUGAGAACACAGUAAAUGAUAAACUUCAGGAUUGUGAGACCUUCUCUCUCUCUGAUACGGAUGCAACACUGUCAUAUUCUACAGAUUCCUCAGAUGUGGCAUCUGCUGGCUCCUCUGUUACCUCAGGCUAUGAAAGUAGUUUUACUGUCAGUGACCAAAACUGGGAUACUUUGAUAAAAAGGUAUGAACCAGCACUACUGGACUGCCAGCUUGGCAACUGGAGUACAAUAAAGGUAAAAUCCAUGAUAUUACGGAUUCAGAGGCUUCAGCAGAAAGCAAUAGAAGCAGAUGAUUAUGAUAGAGCUGAGAAAUAUAGACGGAAAUUAGAAGAACUGGAGAAAGAAAAACAUUCUUUAAAAUUUCAACUUCCUUCUAGACAUCCUUCAAUUAGCAGUUUUUUGGAUAGGUUUGUCACCCAAAUUCAAGCAGUAUUGUGUUGGGCUGCCGAUGGGCAUGGAAAUGAAGAAACCCAACUUUGGCACGAAAACAGACAUAAAUUGUUGAGAUCCACUUACCAGGAGAGGAUACAGGUUUUGGCCAUGAAACGAAAUGACCUUUUGCAAGAAAAGAAAUGUUUACAGAAAGAAAUUGAAGACCUCCGAGUGAGACUGUCUGUAUUAGAAGAAAAAGAUCAACAGCUACAGAGAGAAAUUGAAGAACAGGAUAGACUUAUUCAGCCACAGGACUGUGAACUGACUACUUUGCUUGGAUGUGUUUCUUUGAGAGAACUACAGGAAAUAAGCAAGGCUGUGGAUGACACUUUAGCAUCCUCCUAUCAAAUUCCAUUCAGUUUGGAUCUACCAGGGACAAUAAAGAGCCUUCAGGAAAAAGAACAGUCGCUCAGCGUGUCCAUUAAAGAAACUACUGCCAAAGUUUGCACGAGUCAGAAGCUCUGCAGUACUUUAAGGAAGAAAGUGAAUGAUAUUGAGACGCAACUACCAGCUCUACUUGAGGCCAAAAUGCUGGCUGUAUCGGGAAGUAAUUUUGGUACUGCUAAGGAUCUGACAGAAGAAAUAAGAUCAUUAACAUCUGAGAAGAAAGAACUGGAAGGACUUCUCAGUGAGCUUCUAGUUUUGAGUGCCCGAAACAUCCGGAAACUAGAGAGAAUUAAAGAUGAUUACAACAAACUGAAGCAAGAGCUUGAACGUGGAGAGACUGCCUUUGCGACCAGCAUAAAGGAAAAUGCUGAAAAAUACAUGGAGAUGCUGGAAGACAAACUACAUGGCUGCGGGAGCCAGCUGCUUCAGAGAGUGUGGGAAGCUGACUUGGAGGCCUGUCAGCUGUUGAUCCGAGGGUUUCAACUGAAAGAAACCAGUUGCUGUGGCUUUGAGGAAGCGGAGAACCAAAUGGAUGAGCUGGAGAUGACUGCUAGUGGCCCUUCUAAUUCUGAAAAGAGGGAAGAAGAUCACUUUCCAAAGGGCACAGAGUGGAACAAUGUUUCCUGUCCCGGGCACAGUAAGCUGAAACAGGUUGUUGAAGACAUUUCAUUUGGAGCAGAGGGUCAUUUAUCUGAGGAGUUCUUCAUAUUUUCUGCAGAGCUGGGGGAGAAAUGUGAAGCAAUAAGUGAGAAACUAGUGCAUCUGGAAGACCAACUGCAAUCUUCAGUCUGCAGAGUUGAUGAAGGUAUAAUUCAGUCUCUGCAGAGGGAGAUCCAGGUGGUGAAGGAGACGCUCCAGACCGUGCUGCUGCAACUUCAGCCAGCCAGGGAGGCAGGGGACGAAAAAGCUGGAACUUCCUCUGUGACAGCUGGUGUCCAGGAAAGCAGGACUCAAAGGAAUAAUGAGCAGAAAGAGCUGGUAGGAUGACGUUAAUACACAAAGGGCUGCUUUUAGUAACUGAAUACUCUUUUACCAAGCCUCAGGGAUCUCUUCCCUCCCUGCAUAACUAAUAACUAAAUCAAUUAUGGAGAAACAGAGCCUGGAGGUCUAUCAUCAGAAGUAUUCUACACAGCCUCGCAUGUUUUGGCACAGAUUGGGAAACAGCUUUCAGAGCAGAACAUCCCUUGUAAAUGUGUAGAUUACAAAUUGAUACAUUUCAAGUGAGUCUGCAAAGUUGCCUUUAAUGUCAGUGAAAUGUUCUCCUUGAAGACUUGUAAACAGUAUCUGUCUUCCUCACUCACGGAUUUUUUCCCAUUUGAAAAAUGUAGUGUUAAAGCUGGAACAUCUAGUAUUUCUCAAAAAAAAAAAAAAUAGC